Molecule: messenger RNA, 687 nt
Organism: Rhipicephalus sanguineus (brown dog tick)
Lineage: Eukaryota; Metazoa; Arthropoda; Arachnida; Ixodida; Ixodidae
Product: ubiquitin-conjugating enzyme E2 Z
Exons: 2
Coding region: 1-687 (228 amino acids)
Biological process (GO): negative regulation of apoptotic process
Cellular component (GO): nucleus
Molecular function (GO): ubiquitin conjugating enzyme activity; cysteine-type endopeptidase inhibitor activity
Source: RefSeq, a predicted model, not a curated record
AUGAACAACUGGGACCCGAUGAAUUACUUGAACGAGGAGCCGAGCCCCCAGUGCCUGCUCAGAGUCAAGAAGGACAUUGCCGAAUUCAACGCGCAGCCUCCGCCAAGACUGUUCAUCUCGCCCGAAGAGAGCGACGUCACCCAAGUCCACGUUCUCAUGCUCGGAGCGCCCGGUUCGCCGUACGAAGACGGCUUCUUCCAGUUCUUCCUCAAGUUCCCGCCUAACUACCCGCUCAGCCCUCCCCGCGUACGGUUCCUUACCACGGACGGAGGCCGAGUUAGCUUUCACGUACACCUCUACCCCGGCGGGAAAGUCUGUGUGACCACCUUGGGCACUGGAGGUGGACUGUGUGACUGGAGCCCCGCGCAGUCGCUGUCGAGCACGCUGAUCUCUAUACAGUCGCUGGUGGGUGACAACGCGUACGACUGCGUCAGGAUCCAGUACGAGACGAUCCGGGUGGCCUUCCUGGAGUCGUACAGCAAGUACGAAGAUGCCAUCAAGGCGCGGCUCCAGACGGGCUCGAAGCUCGUGUACACCCUGUUCAAGUCCAGCCUGAUCAGUACCGCGCAGUACGAGAAGUUGCUAACACGACUGCAAAGCCUCAAGGAGAAGGUGGAGAAAAAGAAAGAGGCCGAAGCUGCCGAUGCGGCGGCUGCUGCUGCUGCUGAGAAUGAGAAAGAGAACUAG